Messenger RNA from Eleginops maclovinus (Patagonian blennie), 1785 nucleotides. Its product is annotated as protein phosphatase methylesterase 1-like. The transcript is spliced from 12 exons. NCBI's taxonomy places the organism in Eukaryota, Metazoa, Chordata, Actinopteri, Perciformes, Eleginopidae. Bases 92 to 1201 code for a protein of 369 amino acids. Gene Ontology annotation, molecular function: protein methylesterase activity. The record is from RefSeq and is a predicted model, not a curated record. Gene Ontology annotation, biological process: protein demethylation.
AAUGGCAGAAAAUAAAGACGUAGACAAUACACGACUACAGUUACAAUAUAUCCAAGAAGAACUUCCAAGACCCUCGGCCAUGUAGUAAACAAUGUGUGUGUUACUCUGUGUCUGCAUGUCGACCACUGAGGUUUGCAGUAAGCCGGAUUACUCCCCGGUUUCCUGGCGGGAGUAUUUUGACCAGAUGGAGGACGUGAGCGUCGGGGCGGCCGACAGCACGGACGUCUUCCGGAUUUAUAAAGCGGGAAACGCUGGACCGCUGCUGGUCCUGCUGCACGGAGGAGGACACUCAGCGCUGUCCUGGGCCGUCUUUACCAGAGCCAUCGCCAGCAAAGUGCACUGCAGGGUUCUUUCCAUGGAUCUCAGAGGACACGGCGACACCCUGGUUCGCCAAGCAUACGACUUCUCGACUCAGACCAUGUCCAGCGAUAUAGCCAAUGUGAUUGGUGUCUGUUACGGUGAGACCCCGCCCCCCAUCGUCCUGAUUGGCCACGGCGUUGGUGGUGCGAUCACGGUUCACACAGCGAGCAACAUGCUGCUGCCGACCAUCGUGGGUCUGGUGGCUAUCGACGUCGUGGAAGGCAGCGCUACGGAGGCUCUGCACAGCAUCCAGAACUUCCUGAAGGGAAGACCAAAGUCCUUCAAGUCCAUGGACCAAGCUAUAGAGUGGAGCGUCAAAAGCGGGCAAAUCAGGAACCUGGAAUCUGCUAAAGUGUCGAUGGUUGGUCAGAUCAAAAGAUGUGAGGUGGAGGAGGCUGAGACUCUGGAUCAAACCAGCCCGGUGUCCGACGUCGCCAUGGAGCGAAACGAGGAGUUUUACGAUCAAAGCUCCGUCAACGACAAAGAAAACGCCGCCUCCGAGGUCAGCCUCACCGAAGGCCAGGGUGUGUAUGUGUGGCGUAUUAACCUGUCCAAGUCAGAGAAGUAUUGGGACGGCUGGUUCAGAGGAACCUCCAACCUGUUCCUCGCCUGCAACCUGCCCAAGCUGCUGCUGCUAGCCGGAAUCGACCGGCUGGACAGAGAUCUGACAAUCGGACAGAUGCAAGGUAAAUUCAUGAUGCAGGUGCUUCCCCCCUGUGGACACGCAGUGCAAGAAGACAAACCAGAAAAAGUGGCAGACGCCGUGGCCUCCUUCCUGUUGAGACACAAGUUCGCUGAAGCCAGAAGAGAAACCAGGAGCGUCAACUCGUUCACACGAUGAGGUCAGCAGGUCAGACGUCAUUCAAACACCUUCACCUGCUCUGUUGUGAUUGGUCAACCUGCUUGGAGAUGUCCCGCCCCUUAGCCUAUCACGUACAGUGUGUGUGAGCGCUAGCCAAUAGGACUACCUGCUGAAAGUACUCUCUUCUCUCUCAGGUUCCUCUCAACAGACUCUGCAUUGUCCACUUCCAUCAGAAGCUGCAGAGGUUUCUGGUUUAAUCUGUAAACUGAAUAUCUGUCCUUUGAGUUCCUGCAGCUGUUGUUGUUGUUGUUGUUGUUGUUGUUGAGUUCAUGACAAAACAUGAUUAAAUAAUGAAGUUAAGUUAAGCAUCUAAAAUAAUUCAAUCUACUCACCUGUGUCGUUAGACCUCGGUUCCUCCUGUAAACUUAAAUGUUGUUAUAGACUAACACAUUAGUUUACUGGGUGUUUUUUCUACCACACUUUAAGAAAGGCUGUGUAGUUUUGCAGGAUUAUUCACAAAGUCUUUUAGAAAAUAAAGCUGUAAAAGAAUAAAGACACUAAUGGUGAAGAACACCUGUCUAGAACUGUGCAGAUCGAUGUGUUCAGUAUUAAAUUCACUGAUU